Vigna umbellata (rice bean) is the source of this 1121-nucleotide messenger RNA. Lineage: Eukaryota; Viridiplantae; Streptophyta; Magnoliopsida; Fabales; Fabaceae. The record is from RefSeq and is a predicted model, not a curated record.
UGAAGCCGAUGCAGUUUUUGCCUUCCAGUUAAGAAACCCUGUGCACAAUGGCCAUGCCUUGUUAAUGAAUGAUACUCGCAAACGCCUUCUGGAAAUGGGCUACAAAAAUCCAAUUUUACUGCUUCAUCCUCUUGGAGGAUUCACAAAGGUUGAUGAUGUUCCCUUGGAUGUUAGGAUGGAGCAACAUAGUAAGGUCCUGGAAGAUGGAGUUCUUGAUCCCGAGACUACCAUAGUUGCCAUAUUUCCAUCGCCUAUGCAUUAUGCUGGUCCAACUGAAGUACAGUGGCAUGCCAAGGCACGCAUAAAUGCAGGUGCAAACUUCUAUAUUGUUGGUCGUGAUCCAGCAGGUAUGGGUCACCCAACUGAGAAAAGGGAUUUGUAUGACCCUGAUCAUGGAAAGAAGGUUCUUAGCAUGGCUCCUGGUUUGGAGAAGCUUAACAUUUUGCCAUUCAGGGUGGCAGCUUAUGACACUAAGGUUAAUAAGAUGGCAUUUUUUGACCCAACCCGUGCUAAAGAUUUCCUCUUUAUUUCUGGAACCAAGAUGCGGGCUUUUGCGAGAAGCGGGGAGAAGCCACCAGAAGGUUUCAUGUGUCCAAGUGGGUGGAAUGUUCUUGUGAAGUACUAUGAGAGUUUGCAGGCAGAGGAGCCAUCUGAGCAGCCUGUGCUAUCUACCUAGACAUAACUAGAAGUAGAAGUUUAGCAUGAAUUGAUUCCAAAGGGAGAGUGUUAAAAACACAGUUCUGGGAGUGCCAAUUUUUGUGCCUGGUCUUCCAGCUUCAUGAUGAAGAUUUAAUCAAUGCGCAAGCAUAUUUGAAUUUUUUGUACUAUAUUGAAUCAUCCUUUUCGUUUGAAGUUACUAUGACUGAGGAAUUUGUUGUGGUGCAUCAAGCAUGAUUGCAGAUGUAGUCUUCUACUGUAGACUCCUGUAAGACCAGUUUAAUAAGAGUUAGGGAAAUUCACCACAGCCUUGGUGCUUAUGUCCAUCAUGGGAAACGGUUCAUAACUGCAAUUGUGGUCACAACUUGAAGGAUUUUGAAGUUUGUGAUCAUCAUGAUCGUAACUGUGCUGCAUUAUCUGUGUUUAUCAACAAUUUUUCACAAUAUUAAAGAUUGUGACCACAA